AGGCCCAACGGCCUGGAUACACAGAGCGCUCGCAGUUCAGCGAGACACAGGCAGUUCUGUCCCGAGGCCCAGGAAGCCACUGGGGGUCGGUGCUCUGGAUCGCCUGCCGCGCCAGAACCUGGAGGCCAAAAGCCAUGAGCGGCUUCCUGCGGUCGGGCUCGAGCAACUGGCGGCGGGCGGCCACCGUGGUGCUGGCGGCGGAUUGGACACACCCAAUUCCCACCGCUCCGGCUCCGUCGUUGCCCCCGCCAGCUGAGGGCUUCAGGCUGCUGCUGCUGCAGCGCUCCAGGCAGCAAAGCGUCUUGCCCGGGGCAUACGUCUUCCCGGGCGGCGUACUGGACGCGGCAGAUCGCUCGGCCGACUGGCUGCGCCUCUUCGCGCCGCACUACGGGCCGCCGCGUUUCGGCCUGGGCUGCGCGCCGCCCUCGCACACCACCUUCCCAGUGCUGCCCGCCGCGGGGCCGGACUCCCCCGUAGAGCUGGGGGCUGCGCUGCCGGAUGACGUAGCCUUCCGGAUCUGCGCCCUCCGCGAGACCUUCGAGGAGGCGGGCGUGCUGCUAUUGCGGCCGCGGGCUUCACCAACCGCGGUGCCGGAGCUGAGCCGCGCCCUCCCGGCACCGGAGGGUCUGGCCGCCUGGCGCGCCCGCGUCCGCCGCGACCCGCGCCAAUUCCUGCACCUGUGUGAGCACCUGGACUGCAUCCCCGACAUCUGGGCGCUGCAUGACUGGAGUGCGUGGCUCACACCGUUCAGGCAGCGUGGCAGCCGCCGCUUCGAGACUUACUUCUACCUCUGCUGCCUGCGAGAGCCGCCGCCGGUCUACCUAGACUUGGCUGAGGUGGUGGACUACCAGUGGUCAUCUCCUGCAGAGGCAACUGGAAGUUUCUUAUCAAAAGAGAUUUGGUUGGUACCCCCACAGUUCUAUGAAAUAAGAAGACUUGAAAACUUUGCCUCUCUGUCUGACUUGCACAAAUUUUGUUUGGAUCACAUAUCACAAGGAGUCGAAAGAUGGAUGCCAAUCACACUAGUAACUGCUGAUGGGCUGAUCAUGCUUUUACCAGGAGAUGAGCUGUACUUAGAAGAUUCAAAGUUUUUAGAAAACUCUUUGUCUAGUGAAAAAAAGACUGAAGAAAUCAUGAAGGAAGGGAAGAAAUUGCACCGAAUAGUGCUACACAAUCGCCAUCUUUAUAGUAUCUACGUGACCGUUCAGUCGAAGUAUAAACAUGUUUAUCCUAAGACCUAUGUAGUAAAUAAGAGCCAUUUGUAAUGUAGUGCUUAUCUGUAAGCUGGCCUAUUUGAAGGUGGGCUAAUGAAUAGUCUUACUUGGAAUUUAAGGAACUUUGUGCCUAUAAAAAUUAUAGUACAGUAUUUCAUGUUUCCAGUGUACUAUGGAGCUCUCUUGCUUAUUUUAUUCUAUAAACCUUACAGUGUCACACGAGUAUAAAGUAUCAAUGCUUUUCUUACUGAAAUAAAAAAUCUCACAAAGGG
Messenger RNA from Phyllostomus hastatus (greater spear-nosed bat), 1486 nucleotides. It is a transcript of the gene NUDT19, whose product is annotated as nudix hydrolase 19. The record is from RefSeq and is a predicted model, not a curated record. Gene Ontology annotation, cellular component: mitochondrion. The transcript is spliced from 3 exons. Bases 135 to 1265 code for a protein of 376 amino acids. NCBI's taxonomy places the organism in Eukaryota, Metazoa, Chordata, Mammalia, Chiroptera, Phyllostomidae. Gene Ontology annotation, molecular function: hydrolase activity, acting on acid anhydrides, in phosphorus-containing anhydrides.